Molecule: messenger RNA, 595 nt
Organism: Darwinula stevensoni
Lineage: Eukaryota; Metazoa; Arthropoda; Ostracoda; Podocopida; Darwinulidae
Source: the annotation of a GenBank genome assembly
UUGCGUUUCCACCAAUCCAUUCCGUUGGGGAACAGAGCCAAUGGAGAACGAGGAAUCAGGAAGUGCCACACUGAGCUUUCUACAUCCGGAUUCACAACCAAGGACAGUUUCGAGACUCAAGACUUCUGCUCCUGUAAGGACCUAUAGAACUCAUGAUAUCCCCUUGAGGGAUAUCGAGAUGAGCGCAGCUGCAGCGAGGUCCUUCUCCGAGAAAGCCAAGGACACACUAAAGAGGGAAAUCUUGGAAGAAGGAGAGGGCAUGGGGAGUCAGUUGAUGAUCAUGAUUGCAAGAAGCAAGGCAGGCGAAGUCCCAAGGUUUGAUCCACUGAAAAAGUAUGGGUACUUCUACGAGGUUGUGGCAGGCCAACACAUCAUAGUCGCGAAGAAGGAAAUCUACGAGGAGACCGCCAUGGAGAAGGAUACGUGCAUGUGUGCAGUCUACAUGGGCGUCACAGAGGAGGAAAAGAUGGACCUGGCACUGCACAACGCCACGCUGCAAGCGAUUCCAUUCAAUGUCCUUGAUGUGUUGCAGAAGUGCCAAGAUGCUGAGGAGAACUCGUCUGACAUCCUACAAUCAUUCAAGACUGUUUUAAAA